AACAUCUGUCUAACUUUAAAAGUGAUCUGCAUUCCAACAUCAGUCUCUGCAUGCAGUAUGUUCGAAAUGAAUCAUGACGACCGUGUAUCGAGAAUGUAACAGACGUGUUUACACACAUUUCACUGACUAUUUGAAAUUAGAACAAGAAAACUAAAUGAAACAGUUAAUAAUUUUUAAUAUGAUCCCAUAAUUGCAUAGAGUUUGAAUUUAGAUGAAGCAACCUCUGUUACUAUAAUUAGAAAUGUGUAAAUGGGCAAUAUAAUUGAUUGUGUAAGUGUGUAUCUUGAUUAUAUGACAUCUGACGCUUCCCAUUUGCAACCAAAUUAUCUAAUUAAUUAAUGGCGGCCAAAAGAAAAAAUGGCCCCCACUUCAGAGUAUGGAUCUGCGAAUGGAAAUUAGCACUGAUAAGUGCAUUCGCCGUCUGUCGCCUUGGCGACACAUGUAAUUUGACUCAUUACCUAUUACGGCCUAAUUGUGAACUAGCAACUUGCAUGGAAGAUACUUUAAAGUUUGAUCUGACUCCAGAAAAUUUUGCCUUAAAGUGGUGAUUUCCAUUAUCCCCCUUUGUAUAAGAAAUGU
Messenger RNA from Spathaspora passalidarum NRRL Y-27907, 579 nucleotides. RefSeq lists its product as uncharacterized. The coding region runs from base 339 to 548 and encodes 69 amino acids. The transcript has a single exon. Lineage: Eukaryota; Fungi; Ascomycota; Pichiomycetes; Serinales; Debaryomycetaceae. The record is from RefSeq and is a predicted model, not a curated record.